Messenger RNA from Colletotrichum truncatum, 249 nucleotides. The record is from RefSeq and is a predicted model, not a curated record. NCBI's taxonomy places the organism in Eukaryota, Fungi, Ascomycota, Sordariomycetes, Glomerellales, Glomerellaceae.
AUGUACUCUCAGGUAAAGGAUGGCACGUACCAGUCGGUGGUCUACGAUGAGAUGCGAUGCGAUGCGAUGCGCUGCAGUGUGGUGCGGUGCGAGCAGCAAGGAGCUCCUGGCUGCAACAGUUUCGGCGUCAACGCGCUUUAUCCCAAUAGGAACGGAGGGCGACAGCGGCGCACUGAUGAUGCUGAUGAUGUUGCCCUGUCGGUGCUUGGGUACGUUAAAGUGGUUGGGGUUGAUGAGACCUGGGACUAG